Molecule: messenger RNA, 3387 nt
Organism: Lachancea nothofagi CBS 11611
Lineage: Eukaryota; Fungi; Ascomycota; Saccharomycetes; Saccharomycetales; Saccharomycetaceae
Source: the annotation of a GenBank genome assembly
AUGGUUGUCAUUGUUGCCUCUUUGUUUCUGCCUUUCCAACCUCAGUUCGAGGUAAGCGGAACUGAAGCCGAUAGAGCAGCAGUACUUGAACAUGAAGCUGUCAAAGCCCCACAAUCAAAUACAGGAGGAGCAGGUUCAUUGGAAGGUAGUGACCCGACUCGCAGAAAUAGAACAAGCUCGGUGCAUUCCAGCUCGCCAUUUUCAAAUCCGGAAAAUGUUGCUCCAGACCUCCUCGACUACCAAAGCGCCAUUGUCAGUCGAGAUACGGAGCCCAAUGCCAAAGCUGCCAGUCCGAGCAUUUCAUCAGAGAUGUUCAUGGAGAAUUUGACAGCAAAUGCGGUCAAUACUGGUGCCGGAGGGACUCCAGUCAAUCCCGUUCACAACACAGGUAAUACCUCGGUCGAAGAAUUUUUUAGUUCACAUCCGGGAAGUGCAAUGCAGGCCGUUUUUGGGCCCAGUGGCGUUUCUAGUAGAAACUAUUCAGUAACCUCAACUCCAGGUGCUGAGGGAAUCUUGAGCCCCACGCCUCAGCAUGACUCUACGGCAAACCUGUUGAAAAACGUGAACAAGUCCUUGUACCAGAACAUGUUUACUUCCAGCGGAAGUCCUAUUCCGGCGGCAGCGUUUGAAGGUAAAUCCCAGCCUCAUGCGUCUCAACCAACGAGCACUGUCAUUACUCCGAAGUCUAGAGACGUGCCGGAUCUGAAUUCCAGUGUGGUUGACCUUCCCAAAGCCAAGCAGCAACAGCAGCAACAAUAUUCAUUGCCGGCAAUGAGAAGGGUUCAUCGGAAGUCCUCGGGUGCUGCCCAACUUGCUGCUGAUUCAAAAGAUCACAAAGGUGCUCAACACUAUCCUCCGAAGCAUCCACUGCGUACGCAUGAGUCUGGUCGUCACAUCUCCUCUGCAUUGAAAAAUGAGGUGAUUGAAGAGAGCGAUAGUGAUGAUAACUUCUCAUAUAAUGAGGACGACGAGUGCUACGAAAAAUCCACCGUACCUCAAUUCGGUGGAUACUCAAUUAAUGCUAAAACCAGAGCUUCCUUACUUAUGGGCUCCAAAAAUAUUUUUGCUCAAGUACCUUGGAAAAUUGUCGCUUCGGGCAAAGGAAAUGGCGGGUUGAAGAAUGCGAUAUCCACUGCCGCGUCUGAGAAAACGAUUGAAGAAUCUGUGAAAUGGGUGGGAACAAUGGGUAUUCCAACAGACAGCAUUCCUCAAUCUGUUCUCCAGAAGGUUAGUCAUGAGCUAGAAAAUAAUUACGAAUGCGCACCUGUGAUUUCGGAUGACAUUACCUUCAAGGUUGCUUAUAAAAACUUUUGCAAACAGAUUUUGUGGCCCACGCUACAUUACCAAAUUCCAGACAACCCUAAUUCUAAAGCUUUCGAAGACCACUCUUGGAAUUACUAUCAAGAUUUAAAUCAGCUGUUUGCUGACAAAAUUGUCGAAUCGUACAAAGAGGGAGAUACAAUUUGGAUUCAUGACUAUCACUUGAUGUUAGCGCCAGGUAUGGUGAGAGCAAAGCUGCCAAAUGCCAAAAUUGGAUUUUUCUUGCAUGUUUCCUUCCCCAGUAGUGAAGUUUUCAGGUGUUUCGCUCAGAGAGAAAACAUUUUAAAUGGUAUUGUCGGGGCUAAUUAUGUGGGCUUUCAGACCGAAGAAUAUGCUCGUCACUUUUUACAGACUACGAAUAGACUUUUGAUGACAGAUGUAGACAGAAGUACCCUGAAAUACAAAGGUCGCAUUAUUAAAGUGGGAAACGAGCCCAUUGGUAUCGAUGCAUUUAUCUUGGAGGCUCAGCUAAAGGCUGAACAGGUCGAAAAUUGGCGUCGACUUAUCCGCAGUAGAUGGGCAGGUAAGAAACUUAUUGUAGGUCGCGAUCAAUUUGAUCGCAUAAGAGGACUCAAGAAAAAGUUAUUGGCUUACGAACGGUUUCUGCGUGCCAACCCUGAGUGCGUCUCCCAAGUUGUUCUGAUCCAGAUUUGCCUGGGAUCUGAGAAAGAUCCGGAACUGGAGCGGGAGAUAAUGAUAGUCAUCGACAGGAUCAAUGCAUUAUCUCCUGAUAUAAGUGUUUCUCAGCCGGUCGUAUUUCUACAUCAGGAUCUCGAUUUCGCUCAAUACCUGGCCUUGAAUUCAGAAGCAGACUUAUUUCUGGUAAGUACAAUGAGAGAGGGUAUGAAUUUAACAUGCCAUGAAUUUAUUGUCUGUUCAAGGGAAAACAAUGCACCAUUGCUGUUGUCCGAGUUCACCGGUAGUGCGGACAUCAUGAAAAAUGGCGCAUUUCUCAUCAACCCUUGGGAUAUUAAGCAGGUCGCACAAACCAUCAAACGUGCCCUCAACCUACCUGUGGAAGAGAAAAGACGUCGUUGGAAACAGCUAUACAAGAGCAUAAUGAAAAAUGAUUCCGACUUUUGGAUCAAGCAUUCUCUUACAGGAAUAUUCACCUCUUGGGAUUUCAAUCAAGAAAGAUCUACCGUCUUUAACCUGUCCUACGACACGAUACUUUCAAGCUACAAGGCAGCCAAGAAGCGUGUUUUUAUAUUUAAAAUUUCGGAGCCACCCACAGCACGGGCACUGUCAAUAUUGUCAGACUUGUGUGCCGAUAGUAUUGUUUACGUUUUCAGCUCAUUCUCGAGAAAUAUGAUGGAGAGGCUUUACACUCGUCUUUCUCAUGUUGGUUUGAUAGCAGAAAAUGGUGCCUAUGUGAGAUUGAACGGACGUUGGUUCAGCAUUGUUGAAGACAAUUCAUGGAAAGCUGAUAUCGCGAAGGUUAUCGAAGAUAAAGUUGAGAGACUUCCUGGCUCGUACUAUAAGGUGGGAGAGUCGAUGAUUCGUUUCCACACUGAGAAUGCAGAUGACAAAGAUCGCGUUUCUGGGGUUAUAGGCGAGGCAAUAACUCAUGUGAACACCCUUUUCGGAGAUAGAGGCAUCCAUGCUUAUCUGCACAAGAACAUCGUUUUUGUACAGCAGGUGGGACUCGCGUUAAAAGCUCUUCAUUUCCUCAUGGCUUACUUCAACUCUGUUAAUUCUAACAGAAACUCUACGCCACAGCACUCGGUUGAAAACUCGCCUUUGCUGAGCCCAAUCAUGGGGCCCUCUAUGUCAGCAGGUUUGAUGUCACCAAGCACACAAAGCGCGAGCAAUUCUUACUUUAGUUUAGGCCGCAGCAUAGCGCACGUGGACUUCAUGGCUGUUACUGGAUCUACGUCGCCAGUUGUGGAGCCGCUAUUUGAGUACGUUAACGACCUUGUCAAGAAGAAACACCUCAAGGCCGGCUACAGCGUGGUGUACGGCGUGUCUCCUUCGACAUAUGCCAAGGAGCACAUAGAGGGUCUCAAUGAAUUGUUAUCCAUGCUGGAAAAACUCAAUACAGCGCACCAAGACUUCAGUAACCCGUAA